ACCCUAAAAUGCUGUGCCAUGGUUUUGCAGGGGAGGAGAUCGUUGGCGAUAUGGGGCGGAAUAACGCUCGCCGCGAUCGCGAGGCUGCUUUUACUGAUGUCAGGCGCUUCCGCGCGGCUCAGUCGAUCGGUGGAAAUCGCUACUCCGGUCACUAGUCUCGUUCGAUUGGAGGAGGGAUUUUGGCUCAAGAAGCUGGGAUUGUCUCCUUAUGCCGGAUCUGUUUAUCAUGGAUCUCCAUUGCUGCUGGAAAUCAUCGGUCCGCUUGGCGCAAAUAGCCCCAUUCUUUUUCUUCUUUCGGAUUUCGCUACGGCUCUGUUGAUAAUUCUCAUUGGAAAGCGUCUCUCCGCUGCUCGCGAUCACUACACUCGUCUUCUGGAGCUGCCAAUACCUUCCCAAGGUGAAACGCUUGACAUUGGAGAGAUAGCCGCGCUACUCUAUCUUUUUAAUCCCUUCACAGUCUUUGUCUGUGUUGGAGGAUCGACGUCGUCUUUCGAAAGCUUCGUUGUAUGCUUGGCUCUCUACGCUUCGUUAGAAGGAAAUGCUCCGCUUGCUGCUUUUGCGUGGGUGAUGGCUUCGCACUUCGCAAUGUAUCCUCUUGUUCUGUUAAUUCCGAUCGCGUCGGCGCUGUGUUGCGGACCAGACAAGCCCCGCUCCAAAAUAUUCAGGCUAAAGUCUUCAGAAUCUCUGAAGUCCUCGACCAACGUUCAAUGGCAAAAGCUCUGGAGCUUUAUCCUCUGGUCAGCCGUCUGGUCGUCUUGCGUACUGGGAUUGUGUAACCGGAUUCUUCGUCACGAUGGAGGUCUCGGAGAAAUGCUAAGAGAGACGUAUGGCUUCAUUUUAACUGUCAAAGAUCUCACUCCAAACAUUGGAGUGUAUUGGUACUUUUUUACCGAGGUGUUCGACUUCUAUCGGUCAUUCUUCCUCAUGGUGUUUCAUGGCAACAUAUUUUGCAUGAUAGCACCACUGUCUAUAUGCUUCUAUCACCGACCGAUUUUCCUUUCUUUUAUUUUAAUGGCGGUUGUCUCGACUCUAAAGUCUUACCCCUCGGUUGGAGACGCGGCGUUGUAUUUGGGACUGAUGGGCCUUUUUACUCACGAGCUCUCUGAUUUUAAGUACGCGUUCCUUCUCCUCAAUUCCUACAUUUGCGUUGCAGCUCUUGGGCCCGUGAUGUUCAACCUAUGGAUUUGGAGGGGAACAGGAAAUGCCAACUUCUAUUUUGCGACUGCUUUGGCCUAUGCGUUUGUCCAGACAAUUUUGAUCGUUGAAAGCGUCAACUCGAUGCUACGCUUCGAGCGAGGCCUCAAGCUGACAAUCAAAACAACACUGUCAAGCUCUAAGAAAGACAACUGAAAACCUCUUUUAGAGGCGGCGAUCUUAGCACACCGAAUUGGAGAUCACUGACGUUAAGCCUUGAUUGCUGCCAUAAGUUAAUCCAUAUGUGCAUAGUACUUGCUACUUGCUAUAAACGAUUUGCUAUGCUCAUUGUUAGAAAUAGUAUAUAAAAACCACCAGACAAUUCUGUGGGCAAUACAUGGCAUCUUUAAAUUG
This is a messenger RNA of Selaginella moellendorffii, 1548 nucleotides long. Its product is annotated as phosphatidylinositol glycan anchor biosynthesis class U protein. The record is from RefSeq and is a predicted model, not a curated record. NCBI's taxonomy places the organism in Eukaryota, Viridiplantae, Streptophyta, Lycopodiopsida, Selaginellales, Selaginellaceae. Gene Ontology annotation, cellular component: GPI-anchor transamidase complex; membrane. The transcript has 14 exons. Gene Ontology annotation, biological process: protein localization to cell surface; attachment of GPI anchor to protein. The coding region runs from base 19 to 1350 and encodes 443 amino acids.